Molecule: messenger RNA, 183 nt
Organism: Arabis nemorensis
Lineage: Eukaryota; Viridiplantae; Streptophyta; Magnoliopsida; Brassicales; Brassicaceae
Source: the annotation of a GenBank genome assembly
AUGUUGGUACUCUCAUAUGGUUCAGUAGUAGAAAUCAGGUUUACUCGGGACAGUGGACUAUUGACCCGUGUGAUUGCUGGGAUAUUUUGUCGCAAGUUUGAUGGCCCUUUCUAUAGCUGGACGGUGACGCCCAUAUCACAUCAAGAGCUAUAUUUUCGAACUUUUGUGGGGAAAUACAAUUGA